AUGUCGACUGCCAAUCAAGAAUUCGCUGACCAGUACAUCAACCACAGCUCGGAGCCUCUGGGUCUCCAUCAGGCUCAGGCCGUGGAUGCCGCGACUGCCCAGGAGCAGCCCGAGGCGUUCCCUACCGAGAACACCAUGACAGAUGCGUCCCGCUACGCUCCCGAGUCGGCCGCCUACCUGGAUGAGAAGCCCAUGAACGGUGGUGCUUCUGCUGGUCUCUCGCCUGAGGCCGAGAAUGCCUUCCACGAGAUCCUUUACCCUUCGGACUCAUACAAUGCGAACGGCGUCUACUGGGCCGACAUGCCUCUGCGUGAGCGCUUGAGCUUUGUGAACAACCAGAGCAACGCCGAGGCCCGCCGCGAGCUUGGCCUGAUCUGGAGCAUGAUGAAGAGAGACCCCCUUAGCGUCGUCAAGGCAUACUACAACCGUUACAUCAUCAAUGGUCUUGGUAUGUUCGUUGAGGGUUACACGCUGUUCUCGGUCGGUAACCUGAAGCCCCUCUUCCAGAACACCGACCACUCUGUGGCUCCCAACAAGGGUAACCACACGAGCGCUUUCUAUCUCUGCUGGAAGACGAACGAGAUCUGCAACAAGGAUUGGAUGCGUGCUAUUGAUUACCUUGAGAUUGUCGGUAUUAUUGCCGGUCAGAUUCUUGUCGGUAUUGAGGGUGACUGGGUCGGCCGUAAAUUCGGUAUGGUCCAGGACGCUCUUAUUAUGACGCUUGGCUCGGUUAUGCUUACGGCCAUGUGGGGUGACACGAUGAACGGUUGGGUGAUUUGCUAUGCUUGGUCCCUCUUCAUUUACGGUCUUGGUGUUGGUGGCGAGUACCCUAUGACCUCGACCCGUGCGAUGGAGGUUCAGGCCAGCCGUUACACGACUUCAUCCGACGACCGUAUGCACCGUGGCCGCAACGUACUUCUCGCCUUCUUGAUGCAAGGUUGGGGUCAGUUCUUUAACCAGGUGAUCCUGAUUCUCCUGGUGCUGAUCUUCAACAAUACCCUGAGGACGCCGAUCAAGCCUACUGCGACGCAGUACUCGUUCCGUCUCUCGUUCGCCUUCAUUGCCGCUGUGACGCUGUAUCUGGCCUAUUACCGUUACUACAAGCUGUCGUACCACAGCGAUGAUGCGCUUCGUGACGCCAAGGACCGUCUGAACACGUCAGGUUACGAUGCGAAGUCGCUGAAGCUCGCCAUGAGCCACUACUGGCACCGCCUGAUUGCUACUACCGUCGGUUGGUUCUGCAACGACUUCUUCUUCUACGGUAACAAGAUUUUCUCGGGUGUUUUCAUCAAGCUGAUCACGGGUGCAAACAGUACUUUCGGCACUGGCUGGCUGUACAACCUGAUCAACGUUGGUGUCCAGAUUCCUGGUUACUACAUGGCUGCGCUGCUUGUGGACCACAAGUUCUACGGUCGUAAGUGGAUGCAGAUGAUUUCAUUCGCCGCUACUUUCGCUCUUUUCUGUGGUGCUGCGUUCUCCUACGACACGCUGGUUUCGUCCCAGGGCAACCUCAAGGCCUUCCAGUUCAUCUUCUUCUUCUCUUCGUUCUGGAACCAGUUCGGUUACAACUCGACCACCUUCUUGGUUGCUGCCGAGGUGUUCCCCGCUUCGAUUCGUGCCACCUGCCACGGUAUUGGUGCCGCGUGCGGUAAGCUCGGUGCUCUGGCCCCUACCAUCAUCUACAACUAUGUUGACUCGAACAAGACCAAGUUCUACAUUGUCACCUGGUUCGGUCUCGCUGGUCUGAUUGUGACCUUGAUCUUCCUGCCCGACACUACUGGUCUCGAUCUGCGUGAGCAAGAGCGCUACUGGGAGCAUGUCAUGACUGGCAGCGCGCAAGACUACCACGGUGUGGCUGUCCACCCUCGCCACCUGUCGCUUUUCGAGCGGUUCGUGCUUAAGCGUCAUCUGCCCUACAACCCGCAGCUUGACGCUCAGCAGAAGACGGACGAGUUCCGUCAGGUGUACCAGAGCAGCGUGGGUCUUGUCGGUGCCAAUGAGCACGACCUUACUGUCGAGCAGCGCGACUUCCUGAGCAGUGAGUUUGCCAACAAGUUUGUGACGAAGGGCGCUGCCGCACAACCUUCGAACGAGGUCUUCAGCUCGAAGCUGGAGUCGCUCGAGAAGCAACUGUAA
Messenger RNA from Malassezia sympodialis ATCC 42132, 2136 nucleotides. RefSeq lists its product as uncharacterized. The record is from RefSeq and is a predicted model, not a curated record. Gene Ontology annotation, molecular function: transmembrane transporter activity. NCBI's taxonomy places the organism in Eukaryota, Fungi, Basidiomycota, Malasseziomycetes, Malasseziales, Malasseziaceae. Gene Ontology annotation, cellular component: membrane. Gene Ontology annotation, biological process: transmembrane transport.